Molecule: messenger RNA, 1191 nt
Organism: Rhinocladiella mackenziei CBS 650.93
Lineage: Eukaryota; Fungi; Ascomycota; Eurotiomycetes; Chaetothyriales; Herpotrichiellaceae
Exons: 1
Coding region: 1-1191 (396 amino acids)
Biological process (GO): NADPH regeneration
Cellular component (GO): cytoplasm
Molecular function (GO): nucleotide binding; oxidoreductase activity
Source: RefSeq, a predicted model, not a curated record
AUGACCGCUUCAAAGGUCCUCCGUGUUGGAAUGCUUGGCGCCGGUGAGGUUGCGCAGCAGGUCUGGCUGCCAACGCUCUCACUUCUCAGCGAAUACUUUGUGGUUGACUUCAUCUGCGACAUCUCGCCCCAAGCGGUGGAGUUCAGUCGGUCACGUUUCCACAUCCCGAACGGGGACACAUCGCCGGAUUGUCUCUUUCAGGCCCCUUCAGUGGACGUCGUCUUCGUCCUCACGUCCGAUGAACUUCAUGAAAUUCACACCAUUGCCGCGCUCGCUGCAGGAAAACAUGUGUUCCUCGAAAAGCCCAUCACCCUCUCCACCACCUCCGUACAACGGAUCUUGGACGCGGAGCGUGGAGCUCCCAACGGGGCUAAAGUGUUUGUGGGUUACAUGAGGCGCUAUGCGCAUUCCUUCUUGGAUGCGUUCAAGCGUGAAUUGAGUACGAUCCCCCGCAUUCUGUACGCUCGUGUCCGCGACUUUCCCGGCCCAAAUCCAAAGUUUGUUCAACAAAGCGGCAUCUCCGCCAUCAAACCAACAGAUCUCCCGGAAUCUGGGUCCCCAGCCGCCAUCGAGCGCGAUCAGUGCUUACAAACACUGCUGGCCGAAGCGUGGGCGCCGCACCCCGUUGUUCCUGAACGCAGCACAUAUUGCCGCUUUCUCUCAAACCUGGGAUCGCACGAUCUAUCAUUGAUGCGUGAGACAUUGGGAUUUCCGGACGCUGUGGCAGGAGUGUCGGUCCAUGACCCCUUCUACUCCGCCAUAUUCGAAUACCGGGAUAAGUACGGCAACCCCUACGCGGUGACGUACGAAUCCGGGUGGGACUCUGUCCUUCGCUUUGAUGCACAUAUCGCGGUAUACGGAGCGGAGAAAACCGUAAGUGUCCACUAUGAUACGCCAUAUAUCAAGGGGUUGCCCAUCAAAGUGAGGGUGGACGAGAUCAACGAACAUGGAGAGGCGACCAUCCGGGAGAUUCGAACGACCUAUGAAGAUGCAUACACGACCGAAGCCAAAGAGUUAUGGGCAUGUCUGGUGGAGGGGAAAGAAAUCAAGACAUCGGCAACGGAUGCCGCGGAUGAUGUGCGACUAAUAAAGAUGAUGCUGGACCAAUUCGAGAGACAGAAAUGUGCUGGAGAAACAAAUGGCUACGUUCGGCCGAACGUGGGACGUGUUGAUGAUAGUUCCCUGGAGUGA